This is a messenger RNA of Aspergillus lentulus, 828 nucleotides long. The record is from RefSeq and is a predicted model, not a curated record. Lineage: Eukaryota; Fungi; Ascomycota; Eurotiomycetes; Eurotiales; Aspergillaceae.
AUGGGCUCCCUGGCAACGUCCGGUGCAAGAGCCGUCCAGAUCUUCUCCCAGCGAGGUCAAACUGCAUUAGCUCAUGGCUCCAAGAGUAUAAUGUGGGAUAUCAUCAGCAAUCUUUGGGAUGCAGAGACCAAUCCGGAUGGCUAUGUUUCCAUCGGAGUCGCUGAGAAUGCUCUCCUCCACGACACGCUGCUGGAGUACAUCCACAGCGACAUUCGUCUCACAGCAAUCUAUCUGACGUACAACGACGGGAGCAUGGGCUCUAUGAAGCUCCGCAAAGCUGUUUCGCAUUUUCUCAACGGUCAUCUUCGGCCGCAACUUAGCUGGGCAUUCAUGGAGCCCGGCGAAGGUAUGCUGCUCGGUAAACCGUAUUAUGGUACAUUCAUCGCUGAUAUAUCGGUGCGACCCAGCGCGGUCGUGAUCCCCGUCAACUUUGGCAAGGUCAAUCCGCUGAGCCCAGAGGCUAUCAGCCAGUACAAGAAGGCUGUAACAGACUUUGAGUUCAGUACUGGGAAUCACGUACCGGCCGUCAUGCUCUGCCAUCCGCACAAUCCUCUUGGGCGCUGCUAUCCCCGGUCUGCCAUUAUAGACUUGGUGAAGAUGUGCCAGGCACAUCAGAUGCACCUCAUCAGCGAUAAAAUCUAUGCACUUGCUGUGUGGAAUAACCAAAUCGACAAGGAUGUGCCUCAGGUCCCGUUCGAGUCGAUCCUGUCGAUUGACCCAGCAGGCUUGAUCGAUGCAGACCUUGUACAUGUUCUUUGGGGCAUGAGCAAGGACUUCGGCUCCAAUGGUUCUGCGCGUCGGCGCCAUCAUUUCGCAGUCCAAUCCUGA